CUGCUACCGCCGCCGCUCCCUCCCUGCAGCCUUGCAACAGCAGCCGCUGCCGCCACUGCCGGAGCCGCUCUCGGGGGCCGCUGGCCAGAGCGGAGUCUGGGAGGCGGAAGCCAGCUCGCCCACUGAUGGGAAGGGAGAAGGCUGGCCGCAGGCGAGGGGGACACUGGCCAUAACUUCCGGACAACAUCCGCGCCCGGCGGCCACGGAAGGACCCGGGCAAGCAGCGAGAGCAGCGGCGGCGUCCUGCGAAGAAGGUGUUCCGUCCACAAUGGCAGCAGCGUUACCCAGGACCCUCGGAGAGUUGCAACUUUAUCGCAUACUGCAGAAAGCCAACCUCCUAUUCUACUUCGAUGCCUUCAUUCAGCAGGGAGGAGACGAUGUCCAGCAGUUGUGUGAGGCGGGUGAAGAGGAGUUCCUUGAGAUCAUGGCCCUUGUUGGCAUGGCUAGCAAACCUCUUCAUGUCCGAAGACUGCAGAAGGCUUUGAGAGACUGGGUCACGAAUCCAGGCCUUUUUAACCAGCCUCUUACUUCCUUACCGGUCAGUAGCAUUCCAAUAUAUAAAUUACCGGAAGGGUCUCCUGCUUGGUUGGGAAUAUCUUGCAAUAGUUAUGAAAGGAAUAGUAAUACACGGGAGCCUCACUUGAAGAUUCCAAAAUGUGCCGCCACCACGUGUGUUCAGAGCGUGGGUGCUGGCAAGUCCGAUGGGGUGGGAAGCUUACCACUGCAGAGCGGCAGUGAACAGAGACUAUGGCAAGGACACCACACUACAGAGAGUGAACACAGCCUUUCCCCAGCUGACGUUGGCUCUCCAGCCUCACCAAAGGAAAACACGGAAACCUUGGACGCGGCGGCAGCUCUGUCGGUGACCGAGUGCGUUGAGCGCAUGGUUCCCACCCUCCCCAAAAGUGACUUGAAUGAAGUGAAAGAACUGCUGAAAAUCAAUAAGAAACUGGCCAAGAUGGUUGGUCACAUCUUUGAGAUGAGUGACGAGGACCCUCACAAAGAGGAGGAGAUUAGGAAAUACAGCGCAAUAUAUGGCAGAUUUGACUCCAAAAGAAAAGAUGGCAAACAUCUCACCCUCCAUGAGCUCACAGUUAAUGAAGCAGCUGCUCAACUAUGUGUAAAAGAUAACGCACUGUUGACCCGAAGAGAUGAGCUCUUUGCACUGGCACGGCAAAUCUCUCGAGAAGUUACAUACAAAUAUACUUACCGGACCACCAAGUCUAAAUGUGGAGAAAGGGAUGAGCUGUCACCAAAGAGAAUUAAGAUAGAGGAUGGAUUUCCUGAUUUUCAAGAUGCAGUCCAGAGUUUUUAUCAGCAGGAUUCAGCCAAACUACAACAGGCUUUGUCCAAAGGGAAAUGUGAAGAUCUGGCCGCACUUGGCUUACAACCUGAAAGGAUGAUGGCCAAGCAGAUGGAGUUCCUUUGCAACCAAGCUGGUUUGGAGAGACGCCUUUCCACAGGUCUUUACAGGCAAAGCUCAGAAGAACACAGUCCUAAUGGCUUGAUGUCAGAUCAUGGUGAUGGCCAAGGCGAAAGGCCCUUAAAUCUACGCAUGGCAGGUCUACCAAAUAGACACAUGCCACACAUUUCAUUGGAAGGAGAGCCUCAUGUAGUGAAACCCCUCUGCAGUGACUUGAGCCGGCUGUAUGCCAGCACUGAGGCAAAGUCACAGCCUACAGAAGGUCUUGGUAUCCUAAAAGAUUUCCCUCACUCUGCUUUCAAUAGCCUCGAAAGGAAGGUUAUAAAGACAGAGCCAGAAGAUACGAGAUAGCCAUACUGCAGUUGAAAAUAAGUUAUUUAAGAAAGUUUUGAAUGAGAAACAAAACCAGCCUUAAUAACCAGUGUUGCCUCAUUGAAAUAAGAGAUUUUAUAGCCAAAGCCUAAGAAAUGGAACCGUCAUAUUGAAGAACUGACAUACAAAAAGUCCUUUUGGAAACUGAAACUGUAAUGAGAAAUGGGUGCAAACAUUAUGAAACAUGGCUUCAUAAUAUGGGAAGGGUUCACAAACUAAUACUGUGGGUCCUUGUUAUUUAAGAAUGUAUUAUGUAUUUGUAUAACUUGAAAGAAAAACCUUAGGUGUCAGAAUGUGCGUUAAGUCCAGUAGAUGUGACUGCGAUAAUUUUUACUUGAAGAUUCAGCAUCUACUUUAAAUGUAGACAGGACAGGAGUCUGAUUUUUUAAAAUCCUCCUUUUGGG
Molecule: messenger RNA, 2199 nt
Organism: Varanus komodoensis (Komodo dragon)
Lineage: Eukaryota; Metazoa; Chordata; Lepidosauria; Squamata; Varanidae
Gene: NAB1
Product: NGFI-A binding protein 1
Exons: 8
Coding region: 269-1774 (501 amino acids)
Biological process (GO): negative regulation of DNA-templated transcription
Cellular component (GO): nucleus
Molecular function (GO): transcription factor binding; transcription coregulator activity
Source: RefSeq, a predicted model, not a curated record